AUGGCUGCUGAUGGAGUGACGAGUGCAGUGAACGAGUUGAUCAAAGAGGCGGUGCUGGCAGCAGUGAGAGAGGAGCUGGCUGCACACAAGGAGGAGGUGGAUGAGUUGCGGCACAUGCUGACAGCAGUGCAGGGGGAGUUGGCAGAACUCAAGCGCACUAUGGCAGAUAGGGCAUCGGGUGGAACAGGGCUGAGAGGGAAGAUCAGCAAGGGACGGCGGAGGACACAAGUCGUGAGGUGGAAUGUUGACGUGGAAAUCAUGCAGAGUGAAGGGGAUCAAAAGGCUGCAUGGGAGGCAAUCAAGUCAGCAUCGCAGGAGACCGAUUUGGAGCUGAGGAAUCUCAACAGCCUCUUAGACACCAUGCUCGCCCAUGUGUCCACGAUGACCCAUCUGACGAGCAUCAACUUGUACUCUACCUCAGGCUUCAGUGCAGAGGGCAUCAAGCACCUCUUCAGGCUGCCACGGCUGGAGAAGCUAGACCUCAGGGCCUCAGACAUCUCAGACAGUGCCUUGGAAGGCAUUGGAUCCUUGACCAGCCUCACGCACCUCUAUCUCUAUACUACCAAGGUGACUGAUGCUGGUCUGCCAUGCUUGACAGAUCUCCCAUCGCUCACACAUUUAGCGCUUAAUGAAUGUAAGGGUGUGAAGGAUGCUGGCAUGGUGCAUGUGGGGAGGCUGACAGGGCUUGAGACCCUUUGUCUGAAUCUCACGGCAGUCACGGAUGAUGGGCUGCAGCAGCUGACUGCCGACUCUAUGGACGUCAGAAAGAAUGCACUUAGAGAAGGAUCCUAUACGCAGGCGGAUAGGCAGGUAGAGUGUCAGGGAGUGGUGAUGGAAAGGGAGGUGAGGGAAGAUUUGACUGACUGCCUGGGGGAGACUGAGGAGAGGCGUGGAGGCAAGGGGUGUGAAGGAUGA
Closterium sp. Yama58-4 is the source of this 915-nucleotide messenger RNA. NCBI's taxonomy places the organism in Eukaryota, Viridiplantae, Streptophyta, Zygnematophyceae, Desmidiales, Closteriaceae. The record is from the annotation of a GenBank genome assembly.